UGGCAUCGCCUGGAGGCCGUCCACCACCUAAGGAUGCAAACCAGCUACCACCGUGCACGCCUACCAGAUUGACUAGGCAACAGGCAACCAUGGCAUCGCCAGGAGGCCGUCCACCACCUAGGGAAAUAUUGCGCUUGCCUGCUAAGACCGCUUCGAAAGCCAACCCUAAAACUAAUCCCAUUUCCAGUGCUUCUAGAUUACCCAACACCAGUCCACCCAUAUCUACGCAUAGUGGAAACACUGAGCAUAAUACUCCUACUCCUACACCCAUCCUUACCGUGUUUCCACAAGUUACUCCCACGACUAGUGUUAACCAAUCAGUUCCUGUAGAAACCUCGCCAGGUGUACAGAGCUCUAGGCAAAGCAAUGACAUCAAUGACACAAAUGACCAAGUUGAUGCCGAUUCAGAGGGUCAUACAAUUGAAGGAGAACCAGUUGGUGACUUUGUUCCUGCGCCCCGAAAGGAAGUCCGCAAGAAAACCAUAGGGCUUGGCUUAGAGAAGAUGAUAAAGAGAGGAAACAAGCUGCCUAUCCAAGUGGCUGAAGGGAAGAAAAGACCUGAUGUCCCACUUCAAGCAGCGAAGCUGGCAUCAGAAACUGGUGUAGCUCUUAGAGACAAGCUGCCUAUCUACACAUCUUGGAAGCUUUAUGAAAAAGAUGGGGGGCCAGUAGAAGUACAAAAAGUGCUUGAUAAAGUGGCAAAUAGGUUGGAUGUGGAUGUUAAGAAUGAUGGACCAAGCAAAUCUGCAUGCACUGAUAUCAUUAAGAAGGGAGUAAAGCAGCAGAGGUAUCACCUAAAAAGGAAGUACUUCGACGAGUCCCUCACAAUGGAAUAGCUGUUGGCCAAAGAACCUCCACCUAAAAUGAAGACAGAGGAGUGGAUCGAGCUCGUAAAGUACUGGUGUGACCCAAAGAAUCAGGAGAAAUCUGCGAAGAAUAAAGUAAACCGAUCCAAGGUGCAGCUUCACCAAAAAACUGGUUCUAGGUCCUACAUAGCCUAUCGAUACAGCCUGAGGCCUAAGUACAACAACAGCGAUCCAGAUGCUGUAGAGUUCUUUGGGGAAUGUAUGAAAAGUUCCAAAAAUGGUCGCACUCCUCUUGCCAAUGAAAUAUAUGAACGGAUGGUGGCAGAGAAGGAUAGAGAGCCAGAAGAAGGAGAAGAAAAAAAUCUCCCACCAAGAUUGUUGAUGAAACUCUUAGCGAGAUCAGCCGCUCAUCCACAUUUCUUCCUAACAUUGGUGCCCCUCGACCAUCAAAGAAUGCUCAGUCCUCAUCAACAGCAGCACAAGCACGCAUCCGAGCUGAGUUUGAGGCAACCCUCCAAGCUGAAAGAGAGGAAGCUGCUAGGAAGCGGGAAGAGUUGCAGGCACAACUUCAAGCUCAGCAGGACGCACUUGAAGAAAACCAAAACUUGCUGCGGCAGACCCAAGAGGAAGUGAGGGGGAUGACUAGCAGGUUUGAGGAGACUAAUGCGCUGCUGCGAGCUGUCCUAAGACUUCAGAAAGAUUAAGGUAUGACUGUAGUUUCUGAGGAUGAGGCCUUUGUCUAAGCUUUUGCUACAUUGCUUUAACUUAGUCUGUGCUUCGAACUUUGUGGUUGGAACAUGUGUGGUUGAACCUGGAACUAUGUGGUUGAACAAGUAUGCUGCAGGUUUGUGGUUGGAACAUGUGUAUCCAUGAUGGCUUCAGUGAAUUGUGUUGACCUGUGAAUUCUGAAUGAUUUGAGAAUUGUGGUGUCAAUC
This is a messenger RNA of Panicum hallii, 1741 nucleotides long. RefSeq lists its product as uncharacterized. The coding region runs from base 864 to 1439 and encodes 191 amino acids. The record is from RefSeq and is a predicted model, not a curated record. The transcript is spliced from 6 exons. NCBI's taxonomy places the organism in Eukaryota, Viridiplantae, Streptophyta, Magnoliopsida, Poales, Poaceae.